CCGGCUGCUGGGAGCCCCCGCCGCGGUGCGCGCGUACGGAGGCCCACGAGGUUCUGGCGCCUCCAGGGCUGCUAGGACCCCCGGCGCGCUGAGUCCGAUCGAGAGGUGUUGAGGAUCUAAUGGCAUGGCCUUAAUUACCUUGCGGAGAAACCUUUGUCAUUUGUCUGAUUUUCGAAUACAUGGAGCUCUGGCUGCUCUGAAAAAUCCACGUGUAAAUCACGUUCACAAGAUAGUCCAGGAGCAUCUGUGUCUGUGGUUCUGUUCGCUGCAGCCCGGGCCCGCCAGGGUCAGGUUCCAUCAUGCCCACUGUAAAAAGUUCCAUUCAGAAAGUGGAAAUGACCUUCAUCCCGUUGGCGAGCCAGUAUUCUCUCAAGUACACGAUUGGGACAGGUUCGAACAAACCGUGAAAAAUGUGGACGAACAGAUGUGUUGCAGGAGACUAAACAACCUUGGUUCAUCAGGAGAAGUCUUGCGUUUUAUAAGCACACUGCCGGCUUUACCUGAGACUGUGGCAGCAGGAGCCUUACACCGGAUUUGUGAAGUGGAAAAGAAAGACGGUGCUCAUCGGCUGCCCAAGGAAAUCCUGGAGAAUAGUGUCUUUCAAGGUUUGUGUGAUCAGGUUGGACGGGACCCCUCAAAUCUGUCAAACGCGGGUUUGGUGACUGCCUUGCAAGCCCUGACUCCAUUGCAGGCGGAUCCUCAAAGUAGUUUGUUGCUGAACCUGCUGGCAGAGUGCCAGCACCGUCUGGAAGGGGGCCGUCUGGACAUUCACAGUCUUUGUAUUCUCGGGGAGAGUGUGAUUAAACUGCAAGGUCCAGGCUGUUCAACACUAGAACUGAUUCUUUGUCAACUGCAGGGAGAAAAUGUGGAAAAAUUUCCCCCCGAGGAUAUCCUGGCCCUUUACAGGAUACUGCAGGCGUGUCCCGAAAAAGUGGACCAACACCAGACGUUUUUAAAUAAGAUAAAUAACUUUUCUCUGUCAUUAGUUCCCAAGCUGAAUCCUAAAUCGAUGAGCCAAAUGCUCACCGCCCUGGUGGUUCUGGAUCAAACUCAGGCACUGCCUCUGGUUAUAAAAUUGGGUAAAUAUGCUGUGAGGCACAUCCCGCAUUUCACCAAUGAAGAGCUUGGCAGAGUCUUAGGCGCGUUCAUCCACUUUGGGCACAAUGACAGGUUUUUUAUCGAAGCCCUGGAGCAACAUGUCACCUCACUCCGUCUCACUUUGGAUCCCGAGGUUGUCAGCAAAGUCAUGGAGUACUGCAGCAGAAAGCUGAUUCUUUCCAAACCCAUCCUCAAUGCCGUGGCAGAAAUGUUCGUGUGCCAAUCAGAAAAAUUCUCACCUCGCCAGAUUUCUGAGUUACUUGAGCCAUUUGGAAAACUCAAUUAUUUGCCACCAAACGCCUCUGCUUUAUUUAGGAAGCUCGAAAACAUACUGUUCACUCGUUUCAAUUUUUUUCCACCCAAAGCACUAUUGAAACUUCUCCAUUCCUGUUCGCUUAUUGAAUGCCACCCCGUCAACUUUAUGGCCAAACUCUUCAGCCCGUAUUUUCUUCAGCAGCUGCAAGGUGAAGAGUCCUCUUUGGACAGACUGAGCCUAGCACAGCUGACCCAACUUUUCUUAACCGCAGUCCUAGAAUGCCCUUUCUAUAAGGGUCCCAAACUUCUCCCGAAAUACCAAGUGAAGUCAUUUCUUACUCCGUGCUCGUCCCUGGAGACCCCCACGGACUUUCAGCUUUAUAGAUCUGUCAUGCUUGGACUGAUUGACCUUUUAGGAGCCAGACUGUAUUUUGCUUCGAAAGUGUUGACACCCUACUGUUACACCAUAGAUGUUGAGAUUAAAUUAGAUGAAGACGGAUUUGUGUUACCGUUUACAGCCGAUGAAGACGUGCAUAGAAGGGUAGCACUGUGCAUCAAUGGGCCCAGAAGGUUCUGUUUGAGCAGCAAACACCUGCUGGGCAAGGAAGCCAUUAAACAAAGACACCUGCACUUACUUGGCUAUCAGGUUGUUCAGAUUCCCUAUUACGAGAUCGAGAUGCUAAAAUCAAGGCUUGAAUUAGUGGAGUAUUUACAAAGAAAACUAUUUUCUCAAAACCCUGGUAGUCACUGGUAUCAAGAAUGAAUACUGGCUUCAGAUCUCAAAUACUGAAAGAACGUGCAAAGGAGCCGUUUGUGUGUGGCCCGUGGCGACCACAUGGAGAGAGAGGGUCUCUAGUUUGCUUCUACCUUGUGUAGAUUCAUCAGCGGUGCAUCUGAAAUGAAUCGUCGUCUUUAUUUAACACCUGUGCCAUAGAUCAACAGUUGAUCCCGCGUACAAUAAAGGAACGUACUAAGUCGUGU
Phacochoerus africanus (Common warthog) is the source of this 2334-nucleotide messenger RNA. RefSeq names its product FAST kinase domains 3 (gene FASTKD3). The coding region runs from base 125 to 2116 and encodes 663 amino acids. Gene Ontology annotation, cellular component: mitochondrial matrix; ribonucleoprotein granule. Gene Ontology annotation, molecular function: RNA binding. The transcript has 7 exons. NCBI's taxonomy places the organism in Eukaryota, Metazoa, Chordata, Mammalia, Artiodactyla, Suidae. Gene Ontology annotation, biological process: mitochondrial RNA processing; regulation of mitochondrial mRNA stability. The record is from RefSeq and is a predicted model, not a curated record.